This is a messenger RNA of Trichomonas vaginalis G3, 597 nucleotides long. Its product is annotated as GTPase protein. The transcript has a single exon. Lineage: Eukaryota; Parabasalia; Trichomonadida; Trichomonadidae. Gene Ontology annotation, molecular function: GTP binding; GTPase activity. Bases 1 to 597 code for a protein of 198 amino acids. The record is from RefSeq and is a predicted model, not a curated record.
AUGACGAGUCUUGAUCUAAAGAUCGUCGUUCUUGGACCAGCUGGCGUUGGAAAGACAUGUGUUAUCAACAGAUAUUGCAAUGACACAUAUCUUGAAAACACUUUGUCUACAAUUGGUGCAGGAUUUUUCCCUCAAACAGUAAAUAUCAACGACGUUGAGGUUAAUAUGAUGAUUUGGGAUACUGCAGGUGAAGAAAGAUUCAAAUCAAUCGCUCCUUCAUUACUUAGAGGCGCAAACGGAUUAGUUUUAAUAUAUGACGUAACCUCACCCGAUUCUUUCACAGACGUUGACAUAUAUCUCAACAUGUUCUUAGAUACAGUCGAUUACGAUCAAUCAAAACCUCUUCCAGUCAUGCUUUUAGGAAAUAAAGGUGACAUGUCACCAGUUGUAUCGGAUCAAACAGUUAACGAAUGGCUAUCAAAGAACAAUAUUCCAUUACAUAAAGUUGUAUCAGCUAAAACCGGAGAUGGCAUCAGCGAAGCUUUCACAGAAUUUGUUAAAACGUUCUUAACAAGAUCAUUGGAUCAGGAGAAGAGAAUGAACUUCAUUCAGAUUACUCCACCCGAUAAUACUAAGAAAUCCUCAAAUUGCUGUUAA